AUGACCACCACUCCCAGCUCGAUUAAGCCUUCCAAACGGAAGCGCGACUUGGAUUCAGCACGGACCCAAACCCCAACUCCAACCAAAAAGCACAAGAAGCGUGACAGUCCUUCCGCUCCAGACGAUGGCAACAGCAACAAGAAACGCAAGCGAGUCAAAGAUGCGCUUCAAAGCGAAGAUACUGCGAAAUCGACCCCGAAAGAAAGUGUUGUCUCGCCAGACAGCAGCGAAAAGAUUAUUACAGACCCGAACCACCUCAGCACUAAAGAAGGAAAGAAGUCAAAGGAUGGCAAGCGAAAGAACCUUAAGAAGCGCGACACAACACCUGAUGAGACUACGGUUGUGAAAGAAAAGUUUUCAGGUUCCUCCUCCGAUGAGGACGAGGCAAAAGCUUCGAAAGCCAAGCACGCAGGAAUUUAUUCAAAGUUUGAACGGACAAAAGCAGUCUCCAGCAAAUUGACGAAGAAACCAAAAGUCGAUGAGGUUGAAGUGACUGAGGAAACCAUCGAGCCAGUCAUUGCACAAGGUCUGGAACCAUUGCCACAGCCCGAAAAUCCGCCCGAGCUGGAAAUAACCCCGACCUACUCUUCUCUGCCCGCUUGGCUAGCGGAACCCGUACGAACAUCUGCAAAAGAGCGAUCCAAAUUUGCUGAACUUGGUAUCAAGCCUGAUUUGUUACGCAUUCUUGACCAGCACGGUUACGAGGAGGCAUUCGCUGUUCAGUCUACAGUGAUUCCUCUUCUCCUCGAUGGAAGCAAAAACCAUCCCGGUGACCUGUGCAUUUCGGCGGCCACUGGAUCUGGAAAAACACUGUCUUACGUACUUCCCCUUGUCACCUCUUUGACACCUAGGUCCGCAUCAAGACUCAGAGGACUCAUUGUGGUUCCUACCAGAGAACUAGUGAAACAAGCUCGCGAGGCCUGCGAGCUUUGCGCCUCAGGAUCGCGCCUUCACAUUGGGAGCGCAGUUGGAAACGUGGCCAUCAAAGAGGAACAAAAACUUCUCAUGAGAGUAGAUCAGGUGCACAAUCCCGCAACUGUUGCGCAGCGUCAAAAAAUCGGCCUGCAAGGAAAUGACUGGAUGGACUUCAACCUCGAGGACUGUGUGACCGAGGCAGUUGAUACCACCGGAUUUCUUCCAGGCUAUAUCCAGCGGCCAGAGGCCAACGUCGAUAUCCUUAUCUGUACUCCUGGUCGCUUGGUGGAUCAUAUUCGCUACACGAAAGGCUUUACCCUCAAGCAUCUAGAGUGGUUGGUGAUUGACGAGGCUGAUCGAUUGCUGAACGAGAGCUUCCAGGAAUGGGUGGAUGUGGUUAUGGGGUCGCUGGAUGCACGCCAGGUUCCCGAAACUUUUGGGCCUGGUGGUAAGCUUUUGUCUGAUCUUGGCCUCCCAAUUGAAACCAAGCCCCCUAGAAAGGUUGUGUUGAGUGCUACCAUGACCCGCGAUAUCUCGAAGCUCAACUCUUUGCGUUUGGCUAACCCGAAAAUGGUGAUCAUUGGCGCUGAGAAAGCCUUUGACCUCGAUGAUUCAUCUGCCGCGAUUGCCGAUGCUCAUUUCACUUUGCCCCCGACACUGCACGAGCGCAUGGUUGCUGUUGGCGACGAAUCCCAGAAGCCGUUAUAUCUUCUACGACUGCUCCUUUCGCAUAUCAAAAUUGGUGUAGAGGAGUCUGUAUUCCAUAUCGCCGAGGACAGCUCUAGCUCAGAUGAUACAAGCUCCGAUGAAACGAGCUCCGAUGAGUCUUCCGAUGACGAUACCUCAUCUUCUAGUUCGGACUCGGACUCAGACUCGGAUUCCGAUUCCGAUACUGAUUCCGAUUCAAGCUCUGAUUCAUCAAGCGACUCCGGUGAUUCGGUUUCUAAUUCCGUCGAUCUCGUGCCCGAAGGUAAAUCUUCGCCCACUACUGUUUUAAUCUUCACCAAGUCUUCCGAGUCUGCAUCGCGACUUUCUCGACUCAUCUCCCUCUUCCACCCCUCGCUCGCCAGCCGCAUGGGAACAAUCAUCAAGUCGAGCAACUCUGCGGCGUCCCGCAAGACCUUGACGGCUUUCCGACAAGGUCGUAUUUCCAUCAUUGUGGCCACAGAUCGAGCCUCACGUGGACUGGACCUGCCCUCCUUGACACAUGUUGUGAAUUACGAUAUUCCUAGUAGUGUUACCACCUAUGUGCAUCGUGUGGGACGAACUGCUCGCGCUGGCCGAGAUGGUUCUGCGUGGACCCUGGUCGCUCACCGCGAGGGACGAUGGUUUGCCAACGAAAUCUCUAACAGCAUUGACGGCCGCAUCACGCGUAAGGCUGCAAUUGACCGGGUUCAGGUCAAACUGGAUACGCUGAAGUCACUCCAGUCCAAAUAUGCAGCAGCAUUGGAUGCACUGGAGAAGGAGGUCAAGGUGAGCAAGGCGCCCAAGUUGCGACCAGCAACCAAGGCUUAG
Messenger RNA from Penicillium pulvis, 2430 nucleotides. Its product is annotated as putative ATP-dependent RNA helicase DBP6. Gene Ontology annotation, cellular component: nucleus. The record is from RefSeq and is a predicted model, not a curated record. NCBI's taxonomy places the organism in Eukaryota, Fungi, Ascomycota, Eurotiomycetes, Eurotiales, Aspergillaceae. The transcript has a single exon. Bases 1 to 2430 code for a protein of 809 amino acids. Gene Ontology annotation, molecular function: ATP binding; nucleic acid binding; RNA helicase activity.